UUAGAAUCUCGCGAGAACAUCAAAUGUACGUUUACAGAAAACAUGGCGGACAGACUAACGCAGCUUCAAGACGCGGUCAAUUCGCUUGCGGAUCAGUUUUGUAACGCCAUAGGAGUCUUGCAGCAGUGCGCUCCUCCAGCUUCUUUCAGUAACAUCCAGACUGCCAUCAACAAGGACCAGCCUGCCAAUCCCACGGAGGAAUAUGCUCAGCUGUUUGCAGCCCUCAUCGCCAGAACAGCCAAAGAUGUGGAUGUGUUAAUUGACUCUCUGCCCAGUGAGGAGUCCACUGCAGCUUUACAGGCUGCGAGUUUGCGUCAGUUGGAGGAGGAGAACCAUGAUGCAGCAGCACGUUUGGAGGAGGUGGUUUACAGAGGGGACGUCCUCCUCGAGAAGAUCCAGAGCGCCUUGGCCGACAUCGCACAGUCUCAGCUCCGAACACGAAAUGCUGCCCCCACACAAGCUUCUCCCAAUGAGUCCUGACUGAAAAAGGAUUAUUAUGGACUACAUAGACUCUUUACAUUUGUGUUUACAAGUUUAAGUUUAACAGAUCCCAAAAUACAGCUGGGGCAUGUUUUUAUGACAUCUGGUAAAACACUGUGGCUGGAAAAUGUCAAUCUCCCACCCUACACAUCUUUAUAAAUUUAGUUUUGCCAAGUACUAUUAAUAUUAUUGAUUUAAAUUAAUCCUAGUUUUGAAUGACCAAGGUCAAACCAAAAAAUGCAGGGAUUUUUUUUUUAAACCAACAACAGUGUAGGUAAUUUAAAUCAAGUACUGGAUCAAGACAUCAAGACCCACCUUAACUGAAGAACUUAAGGACUCCUUAAGGGAAAAAAAAUCUCUAGUAAAAUUAUUGUAAUUUGGGGUUGAGAGAGUCAUAAAAUAAAAAAAUGCAGUCCAAAAUAAGUAGAGAGGCUGCAGUGAAUGUCACCCUUGGCUUUCAGUCUGAAUAUUUUACUAAUGACUCAAUGAGUAAAUUAUUAAAGUAUUAAGUCAGUGUUUCUAAGUGGCACUGGUGUAUGAGUGGGUCUGGAUUCUGUUUGGUUGUGACCUCUAUAAACUAUAAACUAUAAACUCACUGAGCUCACAUAACAGGAUCAUCUAUUUAACAUCUAGACUGUCUCAGCUCUGUAAAAUUCUAUAUAACUCUAUUCCCAACCUGUGAUUAUCCUUAAGUCCCUUAAAGGGCCUAUUUUACGCUAUUUUCUGAUCUAUGUUAUAAUGUUGUUUCCUCAUCAAAAACAUACCUGGAGAUGUGUUUUGUUUAAUUCACACGUUUAACACACGAAUCCUGCAUAUUUAGGCUGAGUUCUUCUCUCUAACGAAAAACACUUUGCAAAUAUUUCAUUUUACCAAGUACUAAAUUUCCUCAUUUGUAUGACCAAGGUUAAACAAAAAAUACAGGGAAAUCUCUUUUUUUAACCCAACAACACCUAGAAAAUGUAAAUCAAGCACUGGAUCAAGACCUUAAGACCCACCUCAACUGAAGAACUGGAGGAGUCCUUUAGGAAGUUCUGAUUUGUUUAAUUCACAUGUUUAACACAGAUCCUGCAUUUUUAGGCUUACUUCUUCUCUUAAAUGAAAAAAGUGCUCCAUUGUGUUUUUAAGCUUCAUACAGCAUUAGAAUAAUCUGUAUGAGUUCAGUCUUGGAACUGCCAAUCUCUGAACAGAAGGUAAAAGGUAGCUGUUAACUACCACUACACGACAUCACAAGGUGGAACAGAGCAUUUUGAGCUUUGUAGAUGAGGACAGACUAAUAAUAAAGAGUUACUCAAAUGUGUGAAUGGAAACAACACAACUCCAGGUGUGUUUUUGCUGAAGUAUCAGCCCUAUGACAUGGCUUAAAGCUCACAAGUCAAUUUUGUGUAAUAUUGGAAUAUAUGUACUUAGAAAUACUAAGUACCUCUUGAGCUGUACCUCAUUUUUAUAAUACAUAUGCUGUAUAAUAGGCACAACAAAGCAAAUGUUUUGUAGAUAUUUGUAUACAAUAAUUACAAUAUUUCUUAUG
Messenger RNA from Boleophthalmus pectinirostris (great blue-spotted mudskipper), 2005 nucleotides. It is a transcript of the gene med21, whose product is annotated as mediator complex subunit 21. The record is from RefSeq and is a predicted model, not a curated record. The transcript has 4 exons. Bases 43 to 480 code for a protein of 145 amino acids. Gene Ontology annotation, cellular component: mediator complex. Gene Ontology annotation, molecular function: transcription coregulator activity. Gene Ontology annotation, biological process: regulation of transcription by RNA polymerase II. NCBI's taxonomy places the organism in Eukaryota, Metazoa, Chordata, Actinopteri, Gobiiformes, Gobiidae.